Molecule: messenger RNA, 5843 nt
Organism: Pogona vitticeps (central bearded dragon)
Lineage: Eukaryota; Metazoa; Chordata; Lepidosauria; Squamata; Agamidae
Source: RefSeq, a predicted model, not a curated record
UUGGAGGAUCAUUAGCUAUGCAAAUUUAAGCGGUUCAUUCAUGACUUUUUUUUUAGGAGGGAGGGAAAAAAAUUCUAAAAGCCAUUUUGUGUUCUCGUUUUUUUGUUUGUGCUUUUUUUUAAGGCUGCUUGGAGGCUGCAUCUGGAGGAAAUCUCAAAAGUCCAAUGUCCAGAAAACAACAACAGCAUUUUUUGAAAAAAUAAUACUCCUCUAAAGGCUGCAGAAUGGACGGAUUUUAUGACCAGCAAGUGCCUUACAUGGUCACCAAUCAUCCCUGUGGGAGAAACUGUAAUGAGCGACCAACAAAUGUCAGGAAAAGAAAAUUCAUUAACAGAGAUCUGGCUCAUGAUUCAGAAGAACUGUUUCAAGAUCUGAGCCAAUUACAGGAGACAUGGCUUGCAGAAGCUCAGGUACCUGACAAUGAUGAGCAGUUUGUACCAGACUACCAGGCCGAGAGUUUGGCUUUCCAUGGACUCCCAGUGAAAAUCAAGAAGGAACCCCACAGUCCAUGUUCUGAACUCAGCUCAGCGUGUAGUCAAGACCAACCGUUCAAAUUCAGUUAUGGAGAAAAGUGCCUGUACAAUGUCAGUGCCUAUGAUCAGAAGCCACAAGUGGGAAUGAGGCCCUCCAACCCACCAACUCCAUCAAGCACUCCAGUUUCGCCACUGCAUCAUGCAUCUCCAAACUCGGCCCAGAAUCCUAAACCUGACCGGGUUUUUCCUGCUCACAUGCCUCCAUCCCAGCCCAUUCCAGACAACAGCUUUCCUAUGGACCACAGAUUUCGCCGUCAGCUUUCGGAACCUUGCAAUGCAUUCCCUCCUAUGCCUGCCAUGCCGAGGGAAGGACGCCCCAUGUACCAACGGCAGAUGUCUGAGCCAAACAUCCCUUUUCCACCACAAGGGUUUAAGCAGGAGUACCACGAUCCAGUCUAUGAACACAAUGCCAUGGUUGGCAAUUCCGUCGCUCAAAACUUCCCCCCUCCUCUGAUGAUUAAACAAGAGCCUAGAGAUUUUGCAUAUGACUCAGAAGUGCCUAGCUGCCAUUCCAUUUAUAUGAGGCAAGAGGGCUUCCUGGCUCACCCAAACAGAACAGAAGGUUGCAUGUAUGAAAAGGGACCAAGACAGUUCUAUGAUGACACUUGUGUUGUUCCAGAGAAGUUUGAUGGUGAUAUCAAGCAAGAGCCAGGAAUGUACCGUGAGGGGCCCACAUACCAGCGGCGGGGCUCUCUUCAGCUCUGGCAGUUCUUGGUUGCCCUUCUGGAUGAUCCUUCAAAUUCCCACUUCAUUGCCUGGACUGGCCGAGGCAUGGAAUUCAAGUUGAUUGAACCGGAGGAGGUGGCACGUCGCUGGGGAAUUCAGAAAAACAGGCCAGCCAUGAACUAUGAUAAACUUAGUCGCUCACUUCGCUAUUAUUAUGAGAAGGGAAUCAUGCAGCAGGUUGCUGGAGAGAGAUAUGUCUACAAGUUUGUUUGCGACCCCGAAGCCCUCUUCUCCAUGGCUUUUCCAGACAACCAGCGGCCCUUGCUGAAGACUGACAUGGAGCGCCAUAUCAACGAAGAGGACACCGUUCCUCUCUCCCACUUUGACGAGAACAUGGUCUACAUGCAGGAAGGAGGCUGCUGCAACACCCACCCUUACAACGAAGGCUAUGUGUAUUAACUGCAGUGACACUAAAGAAGCUCCCUCUCUCCUGCCCCACUCCCCAAGCUUCUCCUCUUUCAUGAGACCAGGAGGAAAGCUGGAUCCCCUUCAGUUGGUUUUGUAGAAAAAUAAAAUAAAAUAAAAUUUAAAUUUAAAAAAAUCUAUUGAAAAAAGGAAAAGAAAAAGAGAGAAUAAACUAGUUCUCUAAAGGGGCUUCUCCUGUUGCAUUACUCCUAUGGUCUACCAUGGACAGUGCACUUUAUUUGAAAGGGGAAGAUUGGGGUCUAAUGAUUUAUUCUGUGGAAUGAGAAGAAAAGGGUGGGUCUGCUUUUUUUCCCCCCUUCCUUUUUCACUUUAUUAGUUGGGAAUGGAACAUACAGGUUUUUGAGUACAAAUGAAGCUGUAUCAUGUCUGGGUUUUGUUUCAUAUUGGCUUAAAAGAUAUUGUACGUGUUCUCUGGGUAUCCUUAGUACAGUUAAUUCUCAAUAUGAUGAAUAACAAGUUGUUACUUCUUGGGGUGUUGUCAGAGUUACUUGUCACACCCUAUCCUGCUUUUUUGGAUUUAAAAAGGACAUAGGGAGAUACCAAGUCAGAACUUUGAUCCAUUCUGUUCCAUCAUGUCCACACUAAGCAAGGUGGCUCCCCUGGAUUUCAGAGAGAAGUCUUUCCUACCCAUACCUGGAUAUACCAGGAAUUAUACCUGGAAAUUAGGGAUGGUGAAAAUUAUGUUCCAAUUAAUUUUUUGUAAGAAUUUACCAACAUUUUCGCAGUCUUCAUACUAUAGGAGGAAAGAAGGAACGUGGGAGCUACCGGAAUGGAGUUGUCCAUCUGAGCCCAGGGCUUUGAAUGCUUACAUCUGAAAAGUCUGGGUUUUGAAUCUAUAUAUAUUCAGCCAUGUUUGUGCUGCAUUUGCUACCUCUUUUCCCCCUUGUCUUUAAAAUCUAUAUAGCAUGGACAUACAGCAUGGUUUUCCCUAGAGUGGGAAUAGCUUUCCUUUUUGAAUUUAGCCAGUGCAAAUGGGAUAUAAUUAUCAUUAAGUUUUCCUUCAGAGAAUUUAUUACGAAAUGUAUGCAAGGACAGAAAAUACUGGCAGUUCUAAGCAAAUACAAAUGCAGGAAAAAGCAAAAUGGGCAGGAGUUUCCCAUCCCUACCUGAAACCUUAUGUGUGAACACAGUAAACUGCCUUAUAGUACGUCAGAACCUUGUUCCAUUCAGCCCAGUAUUGUCAACUCUGACUGGCAGAAACUACUCCAGGGUUCCAUAUAGGAUUCUUUCCGAGUCCUACCUAGAUGUCUGAAGAAUUCUUUGGUCAUCUCUCCCAUCCAAGUACUCACCAGGCCUGAUCCUCCCUAGCUUGUGAGAUCAGUUGGAAUUAUUCUGUUUCAGGUGAUCUGGUUGAAUAACAAACCUGUGCUAAACCAUGCUUUUGACUAGUAAUAGAAGUUGUAGGAUUCAGUGGGAGCUUGGCAUACCAAUAGAUCUUUCUGAUUUUGCUUUAGAAACUGUCCCGCCCGCCCCCCCCAAUUCUAGUUUUAUUCCUCCCUCUCUCUUUUAAUGUUUUUUUCUUUUACUCUCUUCCAUGCUGCCUUGGGUUUUGCAAUGGAUCAUUGAGGAAGGCAAUCAUUGUAGACCGAAGAACACAGUUCCUGGCUUGAAACUACGAACUGCAGGGUUAUAGCUUCCCCCCCCCAAAAAAAAACCCUGGUGCCAUCUUGCUAUGCAAGGAGAGCACUUUUGAUCUUUGUAGACCUUCUAGUAUCCACCUGAGUAUAAUAAUUACAUGGGCUGAACAAUUUUUAAUAACAUUUCAGCAUUAAAUACAGGAUUGUGAUCACAGAAGAUAAGACAUAUUGCAUCCUUCCAUUUGCUUUGGUGCAUAAAUAAGUUAUUUAAUCAAUAGGAAUUAAUUGUACUACUUCUCAUAUCUCAUGAUGCUGUUUAGACUACAGCACACACUCCUCAAAACAAAAUAUCCAAUACACAAAAUAGGUACUUCAGUAAUUUUUAGACAUGGUACCCAUUAAUAUGCAUUUAAACCUUUUACUGCUGUGUUAUGUUUAUAAACAUAUAUACAUACUAGGUAAUGCUAAUGCUUCUGCUGCUGUCUUUUUUUCUGUAAUAUUCUCUUUGCUGAAUUUACUAUGCCCAUUUAUAAGCAAUGCUGUAAUUACAGGUAGCAUUUCAGGACAAAAUAGAUGACUUGAACCAUUUAUUGCUUAGAAAAAAUAGCUUAUUUCACAGCUGUGCUAUAAGCAGCUUUUGCGCGCAUCAAGAAAUGAACAGUAAGCCUGAGCUUGCUAAGAGGAGCUCUGCAGAACUUUUUAUAACUUUCAGUGGAGCAGAGACUUACACAAUCCGUCAGAGAAUACAAUGAAUUUGCUGUAUAAUGUUGUAGUGCUGGCACUGAUGCUUAUCAAUCCACUUUGUUUUGGACACUAAAUGUAAAUGUGAUCAGAUAAGGUUUGGGAAACCAUUUCAAAGUACUUUUUUUAAUUUACUUUUAAAAAUUGUUUUUAUUUUUUAAUUUUGAGAAAGGUAAUGUGGAAAGCAAGACACACAACUUAUUCUGCAUAUAAAAUUAAAAGAGCAAAGAAGUUUUAAAUAUUUAUGAACACCUUUUCUUGGAAACAUUGAGUUCCCUAGUUUGAAAAGGAUAGAAAUGAGGUUUGAGCUGUCCAGUGAGUAUUUUAAACAGUUACUCUUCGUAAUAGCCUACACACGCACACACACACUUUCUUUGACAAAUGCUAUCAACUCUGGAAGAAGGAAAGUGGGAAUAGGAGUCUAUAAUCAUUAGCCCCAGAAAUAAAUGUUUCAUUGUAAAUGACAUCAUAUCAAAGAUGCCUUGAGGUGGUGAUUUACUUUGCUCUCAGUGUCAAUCAAGAAACCAGUGAAGUUACGAAUGAUUUAUUAUGCAAUUCAUUUCAAAUUAAUGAGUGUUAGCCACUAAAAACCACACAGCUGUAGAAAAGCACACUGGUAUGCAUCCGUAAUACACCAGAAGUGUAAGAUAACUUCAUAGGUGAAUGUGUAUAAAUUUAAAGCAUGCUACCCUACAAAAACCUUAAUGGUGGAAAGCCCUUCAUCUUGUUCCUGCCACUAAUUAGUUCGAAUACACAGUUGCCCAGUAAGUGUGCAGAAUAAAAACACACUGAUAAUAAAAACACAAGUGGUUUGAAACGGUUUCUAGAGAAACUGAGGGUUGAUUUAAUCUUGCCUUUUGGUAGGAUUGGAUACCAAUCUUUAUUCAUUUAAUUUUUCAUAUUAUAAUCACGUACUUACAAAUUUUGAAUGCUAGGGAAAAAAAACUGCCAGUGUAACCCAUCCCCCAGAGAUGGGUGAGUUUUGAUUCAGUUGGCAUCCUUUCCAAAUGAGACAUGCAUGGUUAAUAAAUCCUCUUGUCUUUAAGCAGGGUGUGUGAGUUUGACUUUUCAUGUUAAAAGGCCAAUGAAGGGAAUUGGAAGAAACCCAUUUCUUUCUGGACAUUGUGAUAGAUGACUGGUUUCCCAUCCCUCUGUUGAUGCCCCUUUUGCAAAUAAAGUCUUUUAUCCACACACUUGGCUUUAUAACCAAAUGUGAGCCGGCACUUGCUUUGGUCCUGGGAUUUCUUUCCACUCAAUUCCUGACUAAUGCCUCCUAUCCGUUGAAUAUGUAUUUGGAAUCUCCUGCAACAACCAUGCAUCCUUUAGCAGGCAAGUUGAUAUGGAAACUGUUCCACGUGGGGUGAAAAAAUAUAUUCAAACCUACUGCUGUAUGCGUAGGGAAAAAAAAGGAAGGAUUGGGGAAAUCCAGAUGAAGACAACUGCAUGGUCCCCCCCCGCCCGCCAUUGAAAUAGGAGUCCUGAUAAUAUGACCCCCUUCACUGAAAAUGUCAGCAAUUGCUUUCGGUUCACAAAUGUUGACGAGUUUCUCGUCAGGGCAAGAUGUAUAUUUGGUGAAUGAUGUGGGUGAUUUUAAAAAGAAUCUGCUUCAAAUGUCUAAAUAAUAUUUUUUAAGAAAUUAUAUAUACUGUAUAAGGUAGUGAUUCACUGAACAAAAUAGGCAGUUCACCCACCGUUGAAUAAAUUCCCGAGGAGAAAAAAAAUGGUACAAGAAAUUGUUAUAUGGAAUUGAUUAACCCUUUUGAAACUGUACCUUUUUAAAGAGUUUAUUUUAAAUUCUGUUCUUAUUUCACAUUUUUCCAGGUAGAUAAAUAAAUCUGGC